CCGCCUUUUCUUCUUCCUCAACCUCAACAACCACCACAACCACAAUCAUGGGUCGGGCGAAGAAAGAAGCCUCGCGCAAGGUGCGCGAGGGGAAGAGCAGUGACGGGAUGGCGAACGUCAAGGUCAAGGGAGAGAAUUUCUACAGGACAGGCAAGCAGGCCAAGACCCUUAAGAUGUUCAAGGACACCGGAUCUGGUCGUCACAAUGCUGCUGGAGAUCUUACACAAUCUGCACAAUUCCAGAGCAAGCAAGUCCCCGUCGCAAGAAUCGAACCCAACCGGAAAUGGUUUACCAAUUCUCGCGUUAUUGGUCAAGAUGCCCUGAACUCCUUCCGGGAAGCAAUGGCCGAGCGAGCUUCAGAUCCUUACUCCGUUCUCCUCAAAUCAAAUAAAUUGCCCAUGAGUUUAAUCAGAGAUGGUGAAGGCAAGAAUGGAUUGAAGCAGCAUCAAGCAAAGAUGACCGUUGAAGCUUCGCCCUUUGGAGAUGUCUUUGGUCCCCAUGCGCAAAGAAAGAGAGUCAAGAUCGGAGUCAGUUCUUUAGAGGACCUCGCCGAGCAAAGUGUCCAAAGCCAUGAUACCUACCUUGACCGUCUUGAGCAGGCCCAGCUGUUGAGUGGCAACUCGGCUGCAGAUACUGAGGCAAUUGGAGAGUCUGCGAUCCCAGAUCACGGUUAUAUCUCCAGUGCGAGGGAAGCUAUCUUCAACAAAGGUCAAAGCAAACGGAUUUGGAAUGAGCUGUACAAAGUCAUUGAUUCUUCAGACGUUGUCAUUCAUGUCCUGGAUGCCAGAGAUCCUCUCGGUACCCGAUGUCGAAGUGUUGAAAAGUACAUCAAAGACGAGGCACCACACAAGCACUUGAUAUUCGUACUGAACAAGUGCGAUUUGGUCCCAACCGGUGUAGCUGCCGCAUGGGUUAGACAUCUUUCCAAAGAUUACCCUACUCUCGCUUUCCACGCGUCCAUAACCAACUCUUUCGGAAAAGGCUCCCUGAUCCAACUUCUCCGCCAAUUCUCCUCCCUCCACUCCGACCGUAAACAAAUCUCCGUAGGCUUUAUUGGGUAUCCUAAUACCGGAAAGUCAUCCAUAAUCAACACACUCCGAAAAAAGAAAGUCUGCACAGUCGCACCAAUUCCAGGUGAGACCAAGGUUUGGCAGUACAUCACAUUGAUGAAAAGAAUCUAUCUCAUCGAUUGUCCCGGUGUCGUCCCACCGAGUAGCACAGACACUCCACAAGACAUCCUGUUACGUGGUGUAGUCAGAGUAGAGAAUGUCGAGAAUCCAGAGCAGUACAUCCCAGCUGUCCUGAGCAAGACAAAACCACAACAUAUUGAGCGAACAUACCAAUUAAAAGGAUACAAUGGUCACAUUGAAUUCCUAGAGUUACUGGCAAGGAAAGGCGGUCGACUGUUACAUGGCGGAGAGCCGGAUGUUGAUGGUGUUGCGAAGAUGGUCCUCAAUGACUUCCUGAGAGGGAAGAUCCCCUGGUUUACACCCCCGCCUCUACUGGAGGGAUCGGAGACGGAGAAGGGCGUUGAGGGUCGUGCUGGCAGGCUUGGAGAGAUGGGGAAAAAGCGGAAACGUGAUGAUGAAUCCGUUGCAGAUACCUCCGUCGCAGAUACUUCCAUGGCAGAUGUGGACUCCUCAGCACUGAACGCUGAAGAUGAUGACGAGGAGUUUGAGGGUUUCGACAGUGAUGAUGGCGGCAUUGACCUUGAUGUUAUAGGUGACGUUGAUCAGGCUUUUGGUCUAGACUCUGAAGAUGAGGAUAGCGAUGCUGGGCUUGACACAAACGACAAGGAUGACGAUGAGGAAGCAGACGCAGACGCAGAAGCCGCUGAAGAACAAUUACAGGGAGAGCUGCUAGAUGAUGCCGUUAUAUCAAGUAUAGGCGACAGGAGAACUACCAAGAAGAAACGGCAGAAGACGUAGAGAGGUGUAAAAAUAAAAAGAGAUACCCAUGAACCCACUGUCCAUGCGUUGUCCGUGAAAACAAGUUUCAAGUGGCCUGAUCAGAGAAGCAUAAUGUCUGAGCUCACCAUGCCGAAAUUUUAUUAGACUUGAAUAGGAUACUUUUGGAGCAACUUGGACAUGAGCGUAGUCUUGGAAGCUUCACAUUGUCCCCAAACGGAGUUGUUGAGAUCUGCGAGGCUAUUCAGACAGUCCUGAUCAAUGUCGGAGAGCCAGGCAAGACAGGCGAGCCAGAGCGGAGGGAGAUCAGAGAGGAAGGAGGCUCGAUCUUCUGCCAUAUGUAUCAUCUAUCCCGUAACUUGUAGCGGUGAGACAAAUCGGACAAACAAGAAUUCGCUUCAGCCCGAAGUGAGGGAAGAACGUAGUAGACUACUAAGAACCCCCACUUACAUGCCCUUGUCAUGUCUGUUAGGGCAUUAUGGGCAGUCUGCAAUCUUUAAAUCUCAAAGACAGAGCGACGAAUAGAGCUUAUCUGCCCUACGGGGUUUUUCAUGCAGACAACGUCUGUAAUUUGUCUGCAUUUUGUCUGUAUUCCUAGUAGUAGUAAAAUGUAGUAAAAUACAGACAAAAUUCAGAUAAUAUCUGCUACAAACGUAUCAAAAAAGUGCAGACAAUGUCUGUAAUAGACGCAUUAAAAAGCACAGGUAAUUUAGCGUGUAUCAAGGGUUACUCGGACUUUUCAUGUUUCAAUAUAAAGUUAAACACAGACCUUUUACUACCUACCUCCGGAACACUCGGG
Cadophora gregata is the source of this 2706-nucleotide messenger RNA. RefSeq names its product GTPase required for pre-60S ribosomal subunit nuclear export and maturation (gene NOG2). The record is from RefSeq and is a predicted model, not a curated record. Bases 48 to 1928 code for a protein of 626 amino acids. Gene Ontology annotation, cellular component: nucleolus. The transcript has 4 exons. NCBI's taxonomy places the organism in Eukaryota, Fungi, Ascomycota, Leotiomycetes, Helotiales, Ploettnerulaceae. Gene Ontology annotation, molecular function: GTP binding.